This is a messenger RNA of Hibiscus syriacus, 456 nucleotides long. RefSeq lists its product as uncharacterized. The coding region runs from base 1 to 456 and encodes 151 amino acids. The transcript has a single exon. The record is from RefSeq and is a predicted model, not a curated record. NCBI's taxonomy places the organism in Eukaryota, Viridiplantae, Streptophyta, Magnoliopsida, Malvales, Malvaceae.
AUGAGUCAGAAAGAGUUAAAUUUGAGACAACGAGGAUGGAUUGAGCUUCUUAAAGAUUAUGAUAUGGUAAUUGAUUUUUAUCCCGGGAAAGUAAAUGUGGUAGCUGAUGCUUUGAGUCGGAAAACGAUCUCAGCUUUACGAGCUUUAGAUGCGAGGUUGUCAUUAAAUGGAGAUGGUGCAUUACUUGCUGAGUUAAAGCUUAAGACAAUUUUGUUGGAUCGAAUUAAAGACUUACAAAGUAAAGAUGAUAAGUGUUUGAGAAGAGUGGAGCAAGUGGAAAAUGAAAGGAAUAAGGAUUUUGAAGUUAAGCUAGAUGGCCAUCUUUAUUAUCGUGGAAGGCUUGUUAUUCCGGAUAAUGUGGAAUUGAAGAAUGACUUGUUGACAGAAGCUCAUUAUAAUCCGUUGACUAUGCACCUAGGUGAAAAUAAGAUAUAUAUGGAUCUUAAAAGUCGCUAA